Cucurbita moschata (crookneck pumpkin) is the source of this 1536-nucleotide messenger RNA. RefSeq lists its product as uncharacterized. The record is from RefSeq and is a predicted model, not a curated record. The transcript has a single exon. Bases 1 to 1536 code for a protein of 511 amino acids. Lineage: Eukaryota; Viridiplantae; Streptophyta; Magnoliopsida; Cucurbitales; Cucurbitaceae.
AUGCCACCUAAAGCAAAUUACCCUCCGGGUUUUGGAUUACAAAAUCAAUUGACAUAUGGUUCUCAACAAGCCACCACCCAAGGGGAAGGAACUAGCCAAGCUCAACACAUACCGGAAACAUCGCUUGAGAGCCUAAUAAAGGAAUAUAUGGCUAAAAAUGAUGUUGUGAUACAAAGUCAACAAGCAUCAUUGCGAAAUUUGGAAGUUCAAGUAGGUCAAUUAGCAAAUGAGUUACGAAAUAGACCUCUUGGUAAGCUGCCAUCAGACACCGAAAUGCCAAAAAGAGAAGGAAUGGAACAAUGUCAAGCCAUAGAGUUAAGAAGUGGGAAAGAAAUAUCCAGCAGAGAAGAAAAAAUUAAAGAACACAGUGAUAGUCGCUCUCAAGAAACUGCUGAUACACAGCAGAGAAAGGAGGAAGCUGUUGUGCAGGAAGAGCAUAACAAAAAUGAUGCAGAAGCUCUUGUACAAAAAGAACACAGCAGAAAUUAUGCAGAAAUUAUGAAGCCUCCUAAAACGCAAACAUCAGUCAACAGUGGACAAGAAAGUAGAAUAUACACACCAACACCUCCUUUUCCACAAAGAAUAAAAAGAAAGAAGGAAGAAGCCCACUUUGAGAAGUUCAUGGACAUAUUUAAGGAAAUUCACAUAAAUAUACCAUUAGUUGAAGCUUUGAAGCAAAUGCAAAAUUAUGUGAAAUUCUUGAAAGAUGUGCUCACCAAUAGAAGAAAGUUUGAAGAAUUCAAGGUGGUACCAUUGAAUGAAGAGUGUAGUGCAAUAUUGAAAAACAAGAUCCCACUAAAAGAGAAAGACCCCGGUUCAUUCACAAUUCCAAUAUCAAUAGGAGGGAAGAAGCUAGGUCGAGCAUUAUGUGAUUUGGGAUCAAGCAUUAAUCUAAUGCCGCUGUCUAUUUACAAAAAGUUAGGUAUUGGUGAAGCUAGACCAACUACAGUCACUCUUCAACUAGCAGAUCGAUCUUUCACUCAUCCAGAAGGAAAAAUCGAAGAUAUCCUAAUUCAAGUGGACAAGUUCAUAUUUCCAGCUGAUUUUAUCAUUUUGGAUUAUGAAGCGGAUCAUGAUGUGCCAACUAUCUUGGGGAGACCAUUUUUGAAAACUGGAAGAACAUUAGUAGAUGUCCACAAGGGAACCAUAAUGUUGAGAAUGAAUGAUCAACAAAUAGAAUUUCAUAUGAAUGACAACAUGAAAUAUCCAGCAGUAGUAGAGGAAUGCUCAGCAAUUUAUAAAUUGGCAGAGAAUCUAGCAACUGAUAGUUGGAAACAGCAGCAAGAAGAAGACAGCAGCUGGAAUAAUGGCACUACAGGACAAGCAGAAUUGGAGAAAACUGUAAGAGUUUUUGAAUCACUAGAAUUAGAGGAAAGUAUAAAUUCAUCGAUGAAGUUAUCUAUCAAUGACACAUUCUUGAACUACAUCUUAGAAGAAGAACUAUUUGAUAUAUGGGAGAUAAACUUCACGAAAUUAUCCCCACCCACUUCAAGAUGGAGAGUUUCAAAGGGGCAUCACUUCUUUGACAAUGGAUAA